AUGGCGAAUCUGCUGCUAAGCAUUGCAGCCCGCGGGGCCGGCCUGGGGGCCAGCGCCUUCACUGGGGCUUUCUCUUCUUUCUUUUCAAACAUUUCGGGAAGUUGUUUUGGGAGUUUAAAGGACUGUUGCGUUUGCCCGCACCCCACGGAGUGCGGCUGCAUCGGGGCGGUGAGCUACUUUCUGGGCUGCCAAGACCACCGCAAGUUCAAUUUAAUUGUCGAAGUCCACGAGCUCGAUCGUUUGCAAAAAGGGGCUCCAGUGUUUUUGCAAAUCAACGUAGGCCGCCAGCAGGUCCUCACCAAGGAUAUAGCGGUGUCGGGCAGCAGCGCGUUGGUGGAGGAGCGUUUGUUCGUGAAAGUUCGCCAAGUCGACAAAGAAGUGAAAAUGCAAUUAAUGAAAAAAGGAGUUUUAAAAACAGAAUUAAUUGCAAGUUUCAAAGUUCGAGUCAAACAAGACCUUUUCGACAAACACUUUCCCAAGAGGCAGUGGCUGACGAUGACAGCAGUGCGCGGCGUCAGCAACGUGAAGGCUCUUGUCUCUUUUCACUACAUGGACCCGUCGCUGCCAGCUGCGCAGUCGCCGCUGCUGCAGCAGGCGAUCCUUCUGGCGCAGCAAGAAGCAGAGGCAAAGAAGGAGCCGUUCAACUUGGUAAGGCAGCAGAAACAGCAGCAGCAGCAGCAGCAACAGCAGUAG
Molecule: messenger RNA, 693 nt
Organism: Eimeria tenella
Lineage: Eukaryota; Apicomplexa; Conoidasida; Eucoccidiorida; Eimeriidae
Exons: 5
Coding region: 1-693 (230 amino acids)
Source: RefSeq, a predicted model, not a curated record